This is a messenger RNA of Emys orbicularis (European pond turtle), 744 nucleotides long. It is a transcript of the gene PEX11A, whose product is annotated as peroxisomal biogenesis factor 11 alpha. Gene Ontology annotation, biological process: peroxisome fission. Gene Ontology annotation, cellular component: peroxisomal membrane. NCBI's taxonomy places the organism in Eukaryota, Metazoa, Chordata, Testudines, Emydidae. The record is from RefSeq and is a predicted model, not a curated record. The coding region runs from base 1 to 744 and encodes 247 amino acids. The transcript has 3 exons.
AUGGAGGCGUUUGUGAACUUCACCAACCAGACCCAGGGCCGGGACCGGCUCUUCCGAGCCAUUCAACACACAUGCAUGUUGCUUAGCUAUUUAUUAGAGCGUAAGGCUGACAAAGAGACGGUGAUAAUGAAGCUCAAGAAGUUGGAAUCUAGCAUGCGCUCUGGCCGUAAAUUGUUCAGACUGGGCAACAUGGUGCAUGCCAUGGUAGCAGCCAGGCGAACUACCCAGCUACCAGACCUGGUGCCCCGUCUCUGCCUGACAGCCUCCAACCUCAGCCGUGUCCUGUAUUUCAUCUGUGACACAGUCCUGUGGGUGAAGAGUGUUGGACUCAUCCCUGACAUUGACAAGCAGAAGUGGCGGAAUUGGGCUACCAAAUGCUAUUACUAUUCACUGCUGAUGAAUUUGACCAGGGAUUUGUAUGAGAUCUCCUGGCGGAUGGAACAGGAGGCUCAAAGGGAGAAGGCAAGGAAGGAGAACUCUUCUCAGUGUGAUGAACAAGAUCAGGAUCUGUUCAGUUUCCAUGCAGGUGGGUUGCAGCCUUUUCUCCUCCUGCUGUACCACACCCUGAGGAAACACCCUCCCUUGUUGCUAGACACAGUGAAGAACCUUUGCGAUCUCUCUAGUCCUUUGGACCAGCUGGGAAUCUACAAAACCAACCCAGGAGUUAUUGGGCUCUGUGGCCUCCUCUCGUCCCUGGUGGGGAUCCUCACAGUGGCAAGUCCACUUAUGAAGCUGAAGCACUGA